This is a messenger RNA of Chroicocephalus ridibundus (black-headed gull), 3530 nucleotides long. RefSeq names its product synaptonemal complex protein 1 (gene SYCP1). NCBI's taxonomy places the organism in Eukaryota, Metazoa, Chordata, Aves, Charadriiformes, Laridae. Gene Ontology annotation, biological process: regulation of DNA-templated transcription; meiotic DNA repair synthesis; lateral element assembly. The transcript has 30 exons. Gene Ontology annotation, cellular component: central element; male germ cell nucleus; transverse filament. The record is from RefSeq and is a predicted model, not a curated record. The coding region runs from base 233 to 3520 and encodes 1095 amino acids. Gene Ontology annotation, molecular function: sequence-specific DNA binding; zinc ion binding; nuclear receptor activity.
CCCCAGAAAAGGCUGUGUGGGAAGUUUGUGUCUCAGAGCCGUAGCGUUGCUCUGCGGAGUGUCUGGAGCCCAGUGUAUGCGCAGAAACUGAUAAAUAGGGAAAAGGCCCAGUUUGCUCCAGCUGGACUCGGAGCAGGGACCAGCGCUACAGCCCAGCAGACUCAGCUGUGGAAGCAAGAAACUCCCUGGAACCACCGUUCCUUUCUUAAAAGUCUAUCACAUAGCAAAGUGAAUGAAACAGUGCAGUUGGGAGCAGAAUAUGGCAAAUACAUUUGUCACUGUACCUGACGGGUAUUAUCUUCCUGAACCCAUACAGUAUUAUGAUGUUUUACCGGAGCACAUCAACUAUCAGCUGCAAGACACUGAUUUUCAAACUGCGCCUUACUGCCAGUACUCAACAGUUCAGAUUCCUCCUCCAGCAUUACAGUCACAACCUUCUCAGUCCCAAUACAGCACAUACAGCCUGGACUCUCAGUACAGCGACGGGCAGUGUGUCAUCAGCAGCUGUGAAUUAAGCAAACCCCCCUUCAUGGCUCCCCACAUUGAUGACUCUGGAUACCAGGGGCUAAAACGGCCAAGAUUAAACCACUCUUCUUUGAGACUGAAGGGGCAGGAGGAGCUGUGUGUUGUCUGUGGUGACAAAGCCUCAGGCUACCACUACAACGCACUGACCUGCGAGGGCUGUAAAGGCUUCUUUCGACGGAGCAUAACCAAAAAUGCAGUGUAUCGAUGCAAGAAUGGUGGUCACUGUGAAAUGGACAUGUACAUGCGAAGGAAGUGUCAGGAAUGUCGCCUGAAGAAGUGUAAAGCUGUGGGAAUGCUAGCUGAAUGUUUGCUGACUGAAGUACAGUGCAAGUCAAAGCGACUCAGGAAGAAUUUCAAGCAGAAGAACAGUUUUCUUUGCAACAUAAAACUGGAAGAUGAGGGACUGAAUAGUAAGCACGUAUCAUCUACAACAAGAUCUGGAAAAAUCUCAGAGAAAAUGGAACUUACUCCAGGGGAACAUCAUCUUCUUGACCACAUUGUAGCAGCGCACCAGAAAUACACAAUUCCCCUUGAGGAAGCAAAGAAGUUUCUGCAAGAAACUGCAAGUCCUGAGGAAAGUUUUCUCCGUCUCUCUGAGACAGCAGUUGUCCACGUACAGGUGUUAGUGGAUUUCACAAAAAGACUUCCAGGAUUUGAAAGUUUAGCUAGUGAAGAUCAGAUCGCGCUGCUAAAAGGGUCAACAGUUGAGGCAAUGUUUUUGCGUGCAGCCCAAAUAUAUAACCAAAGAAUUAGUGAAUGCCAGCCAUCAACAAGUGAAAGUCAUGUAAGACUUUCUGACCAUGGGACAUGCUGUCACAUUCAAACUCUUGAUAAAAACAUUUACUCCAUGGAAAUGUCUCACGAUGAAGAGAGUCCAACUUCCACUACUACCACAGGUAUAACCGAGGAGUUUAUUACCGCGCUGUUUUACUUCUACAGAAGCAUGGGUGAACUGAAAGUGACCGAAGCGGAAUAUGCCCUGCUUGUGGCAACCACCGUGUUUUUUUCAGGAUAUGAAGGAGACAUGUUAAAGGAAUCCCAGAUCAAUCAAGAACAUUUGAGGGCAGAACUGGAAGAGGCCAAAGUUUCAUUGCAAAAAACAGAGGUUGCUCAAAAGAGCUUAGAAACAGAGUUGCAGACUGCAGUGAAAGCACUGGUUCAGGUCACUGGAGAAAAAGAAGCAGAGGUGGAAGAAUGUAAAAAAAUUAAGGCUUUGCACGAAUCCCUGAGAGAGGAGUUUGAGACUUCUAUUUCCAAUUUGGAAAGCUUGCUGCAAAAAGAGCAAAAUAGAUUGGAGAAAUGUGAAAAUGAGUCAAAGCUACUUACCUUGGAGCUCGGAAAUAAGACUGCUGAACUGGAAGAGAUGACUAAACUCAAAUGUGACAAAGAAAUGCAACUUGAAGAGCUGUCAGAAACACUGAAAGAAAUCCAUGAUUUGAAAGUACAGCUGACUAGUACAGCUGAAAAGGAACAAAAUUAUUUAAAACAGCUUAUGACACUGAAUACAGAUCUUGAACGAGAGGCGCUAAAGAAUGAACAACUUACAGUGUCUAUCAAUAAGCUUUUAUUAGAAAAAGAACAAAUAACACAAGAGAAAAGUGGUAUGGCUGCAGAACUCAAGAAACUGCAAGAAAGUCAUGAGGAUAGUAGAAAAAAAGAAGAAAAUACAAAGCAGUUAGUUGAAAACCUGGAAGAAGCAAAUGGCCAGCUAAGAAAUGAACUGGAGUCCUUGAAGGAGAAGAUGGCAAAGAAAGGUGAAGAGAUUAAAAGUAAACUGGAUGAAAGAGAAGAAAAUGCUAAGAGUAUUGAAAAUGAAAUUUCAAGGAAGGAAAAGCAGCUGAAGAUUCUAGAAAAUAAGUUGAAUAAUUUAAAGAAACAGGUGGAAAAUAAAACCAAAUGCAUCGAAGAGUUGCAACAGGAGAAUAAGGCACUGAAAAAGAAAAUUACUGCAGAAAGCAAGAAAACGAGCAUUUAUGAAGGGAAGGUGAAUAAAUUACAGUUAGAGAUGGAAAAUAUGAACAAGCAACAUAAAGAAACAGUUGACAUCUAUCAAAAAGACAUUGAAACACAAAAAGUAAAUGAAAAUAAACUUAUUGAAGAGGUAGAAAAGAUGAGGUUGCUUGCUGAUGAAGCAACAAUAACACAGAGAGAAACUGAUAUCCGAUGUCAGCACAAGAUAACUGAAAUGGUGGCACUUAUGGAAAAACAUAAGCAUGAAUAUGAUAAAAUGGUUGAAGAAAAAGAUACGGAGUUAAAACUUUAUAAAAUAAAAGAGCAAGAGCAGUUAUCAUCAAAAAGAUCAUUGGAAAGUGAGCUGUCAUGUUUGAAAAGUGAACUGUCGUCCCUUAAGGAGCAACUUAAAGCAGAAAUUAAAGAGAAGGAGAAUCUUGCAAAAGAACCCCCCCAAAAUAUGGUUCCUGAAGAUGAAAAGAAGCACAAGAAAAUACAAAAUCAUUUUUCUGAGACUCCUAAACUUCAUUUAGAUCUAGACUGUGCAUCUAUUGAUGUAAAAAAUAAAAAGUCUCCAAAUGAUAUUCCUAUAAAAGUCAACAUGAUGGAAAAGAAAAAAAUGCCUCCUUCAGCAUCUGCAAAAAGUCCCUUGGGUAGUCCAUCAUUAAAGACAUAUAUUAUAAAGACUCCUCCAGUACAUAAACUGCAAAGUGAAAACACAAAUCUGCAUUCCGAACAGUGCAUGAGGAAAAAGCAAAAAGUGCUUCUACAGCUGGACACUCAUUCAGACAGCUCUGAACACAGUGACCUCUUGAGCAUAGUCUCAGAGGAAGAAAUGUUUAAAAAAUUAUACAAAGAUUAUCCUCAAGCUUCACAAUUAUAUGCCAUGACACCAAAAAAGAAACCAGCUACAUCAAACGUGAAAACUCCAGGCUCUGUACUGAAACUUAAAACCAUGAGAAAAAUGAGAGAGGCUGGAUGGACUGCAGUUUCUAAAAUGGACAGGAAAAGAAAAAUUAAAGAAGCUGAAAAGCUCUUUACUUAAAAUGAAAAAA